UGAGUGCUGAAUAUAUUGUGCGAGAAGUGAGUGCUUGUGAGACACAGACUGAGAGACAAUCAAACCAUACAUUCAAUACAUUCAACAAAACCAAAGCCUCAACUGAAUGGCUGAUCCACUCGUUCACUGAUCACUAACACUACCACCGCGAGUGACAAUACCUCUGCCAUCAGUUGCCAUACCAUAGUUGCGAUCAUGUCUUCACCACUCGCACCACAACCGACUCCUAGACAGACAUCACUACUCCUACUGCUCAAGACAUGAGUCCUAAUGGCAACGAUCACAACAACAACAACAACCCUCGAGUGAAGACUUGAAGUCUUGUAUCUGUUUCUCUCAAUCGAUCGCUUGUUUUGAACAUUUAAGACACUUAUCCAUUGGUGCCAUCGAUUGUGUCCACACAACCCAAUCACCUCUUUGUGUCCAAUCAGUUGAUGUGAUCACUGCUUGCGAUCAUAUCCACCGCGAAGAUGGACUUCCAGUCAAUGAUGGAGACGUUUGCCGAGGCGUGGGUUGCGGCCAAUGUCCAGACGCCACUCACAGAAGCCGCUGAACAGGGUUUACUAUUGAGCUCAUCCCUGGGCGGAAUGGGCGCACAGAAUCUGGAGCUGCCUUUUGAGAGUCCGGGCCGCAGACAAGGACUGGGUCGCGAAAGUGGUGGUGUGUUGGGUCAGUCGUCAUCCCAGUCCUCAUCCCUUCAUAAUACGGACGAUGAGAGCGCGUCGCCACUGAAUACGUGUCCACCCUUUAGUGCUACUGAUCUGAAAGGAGGCCUCCUAUCGAACCAAACAUUAGCUCUCAGUCCUGAGAUGUAUAUACCUCUCAGUCCUGAGAGAACGCCCGAAGCGCUCCAACAGUUUUAUAAUCUCUGUCUGAGCUUUGUUUUUAUCACUCGAUUCCCAACUUAA
Messenger RNA from Oppiella nova, 908 nucleotides. NCBI's taxonomy places the organism in Eukaryota, Metazoa, Arthropoda, Arachnida, Sarcoptiformes, Oppiidae. The record is from the annotation of a GenBank genome assembly.